AUGUUUAAUUUGCUAUCUUUGGACGCCUUCCAACUCACUAGGUACAUUACCAGUAGAUUCAACAGGAGGCUCGCAAAAUCCGAUGUAAAUGAAAUUCGUGAUUUGUCCUUUCAAAUUCUCGGAAACAAGGAAGGUUUCAACUCAGAUUCCAAAAGUUUGUUGAAGAUAUACUACACAUUGGUUAAGGCGUACCACAAUGGAGUACUAGACAAUAAAGUCAAUAAAACAUUUCCAUAUCGGCACAACAUUUAUGUAAAUUAUAUAAAAAAUAAUUUAAACUGUAUUAAUGGAUCAAGUGAUUCCACAAAAGAUACAACUUCUGUUGCCAGUAGCCUCAAGGUCAGCUCAAAUGAUGAUUCCGACAAGGUAGUGGAUAGCUGCUCUGAAUAUAUGAACAAAAGUAUAAAUAAGAUAAUAAUCAGCACAUUUAACGAUGAUUUUGCGAGCACAUUGAAUAAUUAUCUGCACAAUGUUAAGGAUGAUAGAGUAGUUUUGUUGAAGUUAUGCGUAAAGCUAUUGAUUGAAAUCUGGACUAAGAAUACGUUGGACACCGGGUUGGUGAAUUCUAUCAGGAAUAAAAUAGAUUUAAAUAUGCAUCAAGUUACCAAUGAUGCUGCCAAGGAUGUUAGCAAUUUAAUUGAAGCAUACUUAUUGUUGAUUUUAACAAACUGCUAUAAUGAGGAAGUAAUUAGUGGUUUUGUUAAAUUAGUGAGCAACAACUUCAACAGUACUAUUCCACAAGAAAAGUUGAAAGUGUUCUAUGCUUUAUCAAAUCUUCCUGAGAGUGAAGCAGUGAAUAACUUAUUGAGUAGAUUCCUUAUCCACUUUCAAAGGAAUAACAGAGUAUUGGAUAGAAUAGUGGAUUUGCACCUGAUUCCAAAGUUCAACAACAUAACAAUCGUUGACUUAUUUAUUUUGCUGGACUCAUUUGCCGAACUGGAUUAUAGGUGCUCUUGCUUCACAAGGAAUAUUGACGGGGAGUACAUGAAGAGUCUCAGGAAACAGGAUGAAGUAAUACUGGUGUGUUUAAACUGA
Messenger RNA from Theileria orientalis strain Shintoku, 1035 nucleotides. RefSeq lists its product as hypothetical. Bases 1 to 1035 code for a protein of 344 amino acids. The transcript is spliced from 6 exons. The record is from RefSeq and is a predicted model, not a curated record. Lineage: Eukaryota; Apicomplexa; Aconoidasida; Piroplasmida; Theileriidae.